AUGGAGGACGAGGACGUCGCUCGCGACGACCCGCCCCUCCGCUCGGAUGAAGCCACGGUCCCGUCCUCCCCGACGCCGCAGGACGUCAUCGCCAAGAUGGCCGAGAUGGAGGUGGACGCCGACGCGCACGAGGCUGCGAUCGACGCGGAGCUGCGCGGCAUCGCCGCCGCCGCCGCGGGCGAGAUCGACGCCUUCCUCGCGGAGGCGCAAAAGUCGGUCACGCCCGCGGGGCGCGGCACCCUCGCGGCGCGCGCGCGCGCCGCGCGAGCCUCCGCCGAGCUCCGCCGCGAAACAUCCGAGCGAAACGUCGAGGACGAGCGCGCCGUCGCCGCCGCGCUGGCGCACUACGACGGCGCCAAGCGCGCGCUCUCGGAGCUCAGCGCGCGCAUGGAACGCGUCCAGCGAACGAUCGACGACCUCGAGGACGACGCCGCGGUCGUCCGCGGCGAGAUGGACGGGACGCCCGGCGAACCAGAUCCCGGAGCGGUGGCCAUGGGCGCGACGGGGACACACGGGCUCGCGACGCUCCCGCGGCGACGAAGGCUCGAGCGCGAGGCGGCCGAGUACGCCGCGGAGAUUGCGUCGCGAACGGAGGAGCUCGAACGCCUCGACGCGGAGGUGGCUGACGCGAGGCGCGAGCUCAUCGACGCCGAACACGACGUGGUAUUCGUCGACGAUUUACGCGCAGCUGUCGCGAAGAGGGAGGCGGAUGCGCUCGUUCGAGAUGCGGCUCGCGUCGCGGACAUCUCGCGGACGGACGCCGAGGCGCUGCGUCGGUACGAGGCGGCGAGGUACGCGGCGUAUACAAGGGAACGGACGCGGCGGGAGAUGGUGGCGGAGCGGGAACGGUUCGUGGUCGAGGCGGGGCGCGCGAGUCGGGCGGAUGCGUACAAGCGCGUCAACGAAAAGCUUCGAUUCGUUCGCGAGCAUCUCGAAGCCGCGGCGGCGAUGGACCGCGAGAGGCACGUGCACGACACGCGGCGGUUGCUAGAGCUGAAACACUCCACGGAACGGGCGUUCGAGCAGGUUGCGAAGUACGUCGCGGCGAAGAAUAGCUUCCACGAGCAGCGCAAGGCGGAUCGGCGUCGCGAAGCGGCGGAUCUGCUCGCCAAGGGACAGAACCCGUACUUGGUGUUCCAGGAGAGGGAGGAGGCGCGGCGGGUGCGCGCCGCGACGGCGCGCAACGCGCGCAACCACGAGAUGCGCAUGGAACAGAUCCGCGCGCGUCUGUCCAAGGAGGAGAAGGAGGAGGCUCGACGCGCGGCGGAGGUCGCGAAGAAGAAGGAGCUGGACCAGAUGUACACACGGACGCUCGGCCGUCGAGCGCGGGAGGAGCGAACGAAAAAGUACAUGGAGGGCGCGACGCGCGCCGGCGUCGACAUACUGGACGCCACGGGCAGAAACACGGUGUUCCCGAGCCAGGUGUCGCGCGUACCGCCCAAGUCGCUCGGCCUCGGAGGUUUGCGGGACGAUCCCGAGCGAAGAAAGAUGGUCGCGGACGACGUCGCCCCGGGCGCUCAGCCGCUGGACGCGAUGCUGACGCGACGAGAACGGGAGCUGCGUCUGGGCGAAGGCGUCGGCGUCGGUAGCCUGGGCAAGGAGUACGAGCCGAGCUGGAACGCCGGGCCGGACCGGGGCACGGGCGCCGCGACGCCGCGGCCGCCGGGAACGCUAACGGGAACGAACGACGCGACCAAGACGGCGAAGGGCGAGGAGGAGGACGGCGACGGACUUGGCCUGGAGGAACCCGAGGACGAGGAGGCGAUCAAAACCCGCGAGCGGAGGAGCGCGCUCCUCCGGAUGGAAUCCGAGCGGCUCAAGGCGAAGGCCAAGGAGCGGUUCUCCGACCCCGACAGGCUGUACUCGUCGCAAGUCGUGUGCGGACGCGAGUUCGCCGGCGACUCGUUCGCCCCAACACCGAAGAUUGGCUUCCUGUUCACCGACUUCGAGGCUGGCGGGACGUACCGCAAGAAAAUAACGGUGACGAACGUGUCCUACUCCACGGGCACGUUCAAGGUGAUGGACAUGGAGUACCCGUACUCGUCGCUCUUCGACGUCGAGUACGCGCCACCCGGUCGAAUGAGCGCGGGGAUGAGCACUUCCAUCUCCCUGACGUUCACCCCACGGACGAUGGACCCAGUGAGUUGCCACCUCUCGUUGUCGACAAACACGGGAAUCGUCCGCGUCCCCGUCGAGUGCAGGCCCAAGUCCGCGGAGGUGUACCUGGUCAACGAGGAGCUGGACUUUCCGGAGACGCUGGUGGGUCAGAGCGCCGUCGCGUUCGCGCAGCUCAUCAACGAGGGGGCGAUACCCGUGCCGUUCGCGUGCGAGUACCCGGUCCCCGCGGGGUGCGUACCGGGAAGUCGCGACGGCGUGGACGCGAGCGACGACUCCCCGUUUACCGUUCGCGUCCGCGGGUCGUGGAAGGAGCUCGAGGACGGUGGACGGGUGCCGAGCGCCGAGGGCGUCGUCCCCGGAUACGGCAGCGCGUUCAUCGUGUGCGAGUUUCACCCGCGGCGCGACGGAACCGUCCAGGAGGACGUCCACGUCAGGCUCGGGGCGCCGCUCGACGUCGACGCGGUGGUCAAGCUUCGCGCGGUGGCGGGGCCGCUGCCGGUGCACCUGGACGGCCGGACGACGAUGGAUUUUAAGGGCGUCGCCAUCGGGUGCGUGUACAGGGACGAACUCAUCGUGAAGAACCGCGCGGACGUCCCCGCGAGGUGCGUCUUACGCGUCCCGGAGUGCCUGUUGGGAUCGUGCGAGAUCAUACCCGACAUGCUCUUCUGCCAGCCCGGGGGUUCGGCGACGUUCAGCGUCAAGAUGACGCCCACCGCGAAGACGGCGGAGCGUUGCAAAAAGUUUAUAAACCCCGAGACGGGAUGCGUCGAGGUGCCGAUGAAGGUGACCACGCCGGGGCAGAACCUGCCGGUGCCGUUCACCCUGCGCGCGCUGCUCACGAGCUCUGACUUGACCUUCGAUCCACCUACCGUGGACUUUGGCAAGGUGGCGCUGGGCGAGGUGUCCGCGGUCAAGGUCAAGAUCACCAACCGCGCUCGGCUGAUGCAAACGUUUGGUUUCUCCGAGCUGCCGGACACCGUCUCCGUGGCGCCCUCACCGUACGGGGAGAUUCUCGCCGGGGAGACGCUCGAGGUGGAGCUUCGAUACGCCCCGCAUCUCGUCCGCACCCAAGCGUUCGACGUGCGCGUCAAGACUCUGUUGGGGGGUCGGAUCUUUAACCUCUCGUGCGUGGGAAGGGGCGUGAGACCCGCGCUGGAGAUGACUGGCAACGUGGUCACGCUUCCCCCGACGGCGGCGCGGGAGAUGUCGCACGGCGUCGUGGUGAUUCGCAACACGUCCAGGCGUCGGACGGAGACGUUCGAGUUUGUCGUCCCGGCGGAGGCGUCGAACGUCCUGCGGGUGUCGCCGCACGUCGGGACGCUUGGGCCGGGACAAGGCACGCGAGUCAGGGUCGAGUUUUGCCCCGAGGACCCGCCGCCGCCGACGCCGCCGCCGGCGCCGACGCCCGAGCCGCCCGAGCUGGACGAGGACGGUAACCCGAUCGAGAAACCCGACCAACCCGAGGACGGGGACGGGGACGGGGACGGGGACGGGGACGAAAAGUCGGCACCCGGGGACGCGGACGGCGCCGAAGCCGUGGAGGGUGAGGACGCGCCAGCCCCAGCCCCCGAACCGGAACCGGAACCGGAACCCGAACCCGAGGAGCCUCCGGAGCCCAAACGCGACGUGUGGCGCGUCCCCGUGUUCAUCAAAGCCGCGCCUCCCCUCACCGAGGACGAGCAGACGUUCGACCCGAACGACGACGACGAGUGGGUCGGUCACCCGACGGCGGUGCAGCACGUGGAGGUUCGAGCAGUGACCCGCGCGGGAAAAUCCUCCGUCGUCGUCGACAACCUUCACGAGGUGCCCGGGACCGCGGAGCUGACGUACGACCUCGACUUUGGCCACGUGGCGGUCGGAGAUAGGGUGGUUCGGUCGAUCAGGCUCCGGAACCUCGCGGACGUGGCGGUUGGGGUUGGGAUGUCCGCCCCCGACCACGAGGGCGUCUUCACGGCGCUCACCGCUUUUCGACCGAUGCCGCCGCUCGGCGAGUUCGAGCUCAAGGUGGCGUUUCAACCCGGCCGCGUGCACGACUAUCACGAGAUCGUCACCCUCAAGACGACGCUGCGGACGAUCCGCGUGGCGAUGCGGGGCGCCGGGAUCUCGCCCGCGCUCGACGUGGAACCGAGCGACGUCGUCGACUGCGGCGACGCCGUGCCGGGUGAUUGCAAAAACGUGACGCUGACGUUGACAAAUCCCACCGACUUUCCCCAGCGUUGGCGCGCGGAAGUUCGAAACCUCAACUCGCACGGCUUGACGUCGAGGUCGCCGUUCACGUUCUCCCCCGGCGGCGGCGUCAUCGCGCCGAAGGGCACGUGCGCGGUGACGCUCUCCUUCACCCCGGAUGCGCCCGGAGCUCCGUACGGAAACGACCGGAUGUUUUCCGGGACGAUCGCGAUCGUCGUGGCGGGAGGCGGCGGACCGGGCGCGGAGACGACGCGGGAGCUGCGGGCUCGAUGCUGGGCGGACGGUUCUUUCGUGUGCGGCGGGGACGACGACGGGCCGGACGACGACGACGCGGAUUUUUCCAAUCCGCUGCCGCCGUCGGUCGACGCGAACGGGUUGCGAAUGGGGUUGAGGGAACCGCGCCCGCGAGCUCCGUACGAACUCAUCGAGCUCACGCUUCCGGGCCCGAUCCGCCCGGGCGACACCGCGUCCGCCUCGUUACACGUCGGCUCGGUGAAGAACGCGGACGGCGGUGGGUCGAACGCCGAGUACGCGUUUGAAAGUUUCGCAGCGGACGACGUCGCGAAGGGUUGGAGCGUGGACGAGCCGAGCGGUUCCGUCGCGGCGGGCGAUCGGAAGAAGGUGACGUUCACGUUCGCGUACCCGCCAGCGCCGCGGCCGGUGGACCCGUGCUACUUUGGCAUCCCGGAGACGGUGAGGGCGGACGUGACGUGCGUGCUGCGGGGGGGCGCGCCGGCGCCGGCGGAGGAAGGGGGGCGGGAGGUGCGGGUGACGCUGCGGUGCCGGCUGCUGCCGCCGCGAACCGCGGAGGAGAUCGCGGCGGCGGAGGCGGAGGCGGUGAAGGCUUCCGCGGAGGAGGGAGACGGAGGCGGGGACGGGGUGGACGCCGGCGACGGCGGCGGCGCCUGA
This is a messenger RNA of Micromonas commoda, 5214 nucleotides long. RefSeq names its product flagellar associated protein FAP74 (gene FAP74). NCBI's taxonomy places the organism in Eukaryota, Viridiplantae, Chlorophyta, Mamiellophyceae, Mamiellales, Mamiellaceae. The record is from RefSeq and is a predicted model, not a curated record. The transcript has a single exon. The coding region runs from base 1 to 5214 and encodes 1737 amino acids.